AUGGUGUCUCUCUUCUCUGGCCGCAUCUUGAUCAGGAACAACAGCGACCAGGAUGAAGUAGAAACAGAGGCAGAGCUGAGCCGUAGGUUGGAGAAUCGUCUGGUGCUGUUGUUCUUCGGUGCCGGAGCCUGUCCCCAGUGCCAGGCCUUCGCCCCAGUCCUCAAAGACUUCUUCGUGCGGCUCACUGAUGAGUUCUACGUUCUUCGGGCGGCACAGCUGGCCCUGGUCUAUGUGUCCCAGGACCCUACAGAGGAGCAACAGGACCUCUUCCUCAGGGACAUGCCUGAAAAGUGGCUCUUCCUGCCGUUCCAUGAUGACCUGAGGAGGGACCUCGGGCGCCAGUUCUCCGUGCGUCAACUGCCAGCGGUUGUGGUACUCAAGCCGGGUGGGGACGUGCUGACGAACGACGCCACGGAGGAGAUCCAGCGUCUGGGACCCGCCUGCUUUGCCAACUGGCAGGAGGCGGCAGAGCUGCUGGACCGCAGCUUCCUGCAGCCGGAGGAUUUGGAUGAGCCCGCGCGGCGCAGCAUCACUGAGCCUCUGCGCCGUCGCAAGUACCGGGUAGACCGGGAUGCCGGCCGGGGGCGGGGCCGAAACGGGCGCGAUUCUGGUGACCCCCAGGGGAACGCGGGUGCAGGGGCGGAGCUCUGGUGACUCCCAGGGUACCCGGGUGCAGAGGCGGAGGUCUGGUGACACCUCCCCUCCAGGGUACCCGGGUGCAUUGGUGUAACUCUGGUGACCUCCAGGGGAACUCGGAUGUAGGGGCAAGGCUCGGAUUGUCCUUGUCCUCUUCCAAGUUCAGUAUGUUCCCUAGACAGCCCCCAGGGUGGCCUUGACCUCACCAUUCUCCUGCCUCAGUGUAAGAGUAGCUGGAAUGACAGCCAAAGAGAGACAAGAGUUUUCUUUCCCAGGUCUCCUCUAGUCCUUGAAAGAAAGUGGAUUCUCACCAGCAGAUACCCUGAGCAAGAUUCCCAGGUCUUAAUCAUGCACUAAGGACCCAUAGAACCCCAGACUCCAAACUCCUGUCCAAAACAAACAAAAACCACUCCUGCUAGGCGCACUCCGUGGUGCACUCCUGUCAUUCAGCGCUCUGGGUGCAGGAGAGGGCCAGCAAGCUGACUCUGUGUAGAAAGGCUCUUGCUGUCAAGACUGACAAUCCAAGUUCAAUUCUGGGAACCCAUAGAGUAGAGGAGAGAACUGACUUCCGCAAGUCGUUGACCUCUACACACUUGAUGGUUGUAGGU
Mastomys coucha (southern multimammate mouse) is the source of this 1244-nucleotide messenger RNA. RefSeq names its product nucleoredoxin like 1 (gene Nxnl1). Bases 1 to 654 code for a protein of 217 amino acids. Gene Ontology annotation, cellular component: mitochondrion. The transcript has 2 exons. NCBI's taxonomy places the organism in Eukaryota, Metazoa, Chordata, Mammalia, Rodentia, Muridae. The record is from RefSeq and is a predicted model, not a curated record. Gene Ontology annotation, biological process: photoreceptor cell maintenance.